CUGCUAUCAAGCGUGACAGCACGGACUUUAACAGCUCUUGAGUAGAGCAUGGUUGUAGUGUAAAGAAGUUUCUUACUGUGGAACUAUGGCUCAGGUAUUGAAGCCAAAUUGCUCCCUUGCGGGAAAAAGUUUAAUCCCGAUCAUUUUGAGGGUAAAAAACGCAGAUGCAGAAGCGGUUUUAGAGCUGUCAAGACUGAAAAAAGAUGAACCAUUAGAGAGUUUGACAAAAGUCGAAUUAAUUGCUCAGUUUGAGAAGCUUACGGGUGAAUCCGUUAAAGAUGUAUUAAUUCUGCUGUGUGGGAAAGAUGAUAACAUUGAGAAUGUGCGUCUCUUAGUGCAUGAAAGCAUAUUGUUAGCGAAUUCUGUUGGUGGUAGAGGUCAGAGGUUAGGUACUAGUAAUCCGAGUACAGAUACACCAGCGGCGAAAGGAAGUGAUGGCAAAGCGGCUCAGGGAGACCCAUCCACAACAAACCAGCAGCUGCAAGCAAUGAGACAAGACCUGGAUGAGUUGAAGAAAAAUUCAAAGGUUUUACAGGUAGAUGAAGCACUAUCUUACGUUAGAACUUUGGCAGCAAGACCAAAACUUACAACACCGGGAGUAUUACUUGCGGCCAUCGAAAUGUUGGUUGAUGCAGCUAACAAAGCGAAUCAUAAGGACUGUUCUUUAUUUUCAAAAUCUUUUUCAAUGUGUAAAAAAUACGAAGAUAAUGUUGAUUUUUGUGGGCUCGUCUUAAAGUUAUUUGGUUCCCAGGAGGACAAGAAGAUUUCCUCCUUAAUUUCAGACUGGGCAAAAUCUAAAAAAUACGAGGAACCAUCAGGGUCAAAGGAGAGGCAGGAUAUAUUAGAUGCUCCACCUACUUCAGCUCCUGCUUUUCCUUUUCCUGGAUAUGGAUAUCAGAAUCCAGGUUUUGGUUUCCCGUAUCCUAAUUUUUAUCCAGGGCCAAACUAUAAUUCAGGUGGUUUUAGGCCUCCAAGAAUGCAAGGAGGUAGAGGCAGGAGAGUGUCAAACGGUGUAUGUUAUUUUUGCAAGGAGUCGGGACAUUUUAUUGCAAAUUGUCCAAAGAUGAAAAAAGACAAUUAAUUAUGUAUUUUGUAUAUUUUUUAAUUUUAAUCUUUUAGAUGCCUUUCCCUUUCCCAGGAGCUUCGAUCUCCAGUGAAAAAUUUUUCACGCGGGCAAGGGUUGAGUGUCUCUCUCCUUUAUUUUAUUUUUAUA
Mytilus trossulus (common blue mussel) is the source of this 1213-nucleotide messenger RNA. RefSeq lists its product as uncharacterized. NCBI's taxonomy places the organism in Eukaryota, Metazoa, Mollusca, Bivalvia, Mytilida, Mytilidae. Gene Ontology annotation, molecular function: zinc ion binding; nucleic acid binding. The transcript is spliced from 4 exons. The coding region runs from base 86 to 1081 and encodes 331 amino acids. The record is from RefSeq and is a predicted model, not a curated record.